Diospyros lotus (date-plum) is the source of this 1291-nucleotide messenger RNA. RefSeq names its product probable xyloglucan endotransglucosylase/hydrolase protein 6. The record is from RefSeq and is a predicted model, not a curated record. NCBI's taxonomy places the organism in Eukaryota, Viridiplantae, Streptophyta, Magnoliopsida, Ericales, Ebenaceae. Gene Ontology annotation, biological process: xyloglucan metabolic process; cell wall biogenesis. Gene Ontology annotation, cellular component: cell wall; apoplast. Gene Ontology annotation, molecular function: xyloglucan:xyloglucosyl transferase activity; hydrolase activity, hydrolyzing O-glycosyl compounds. The transcript is spliced from 4 exons. Bases 74 to 955 code for a protein of 293 amino acids.
CCGCUCUUUCUUAUAAAUUAAACCAUAUACAUACAGACACACACACACAAAAAUACAAGUCCAGAGAGACAAAAUGGCCACAUUGGCAUGGAAGAACAACAUUGUUGUUGCAUCUAUUUUCAUGCAUGUGCUAGUCUUUUAUUCUUAUUCUGCUUCAGGGCGACCGGCCACUUUUGUUCAGGACUUCAAAAUUACGUGGGCUGAUUCGCACAUCAGGCAAAUCGAGGGAGGGAGGGCCAUCCAGCUGAUUCUUGAUCGAAACUCAGGUUGUGGGUUCGCUUCCAAGAGCAAAUACAUGUUCGGACGUGUAAGCAUGAAGAUCAAGCUCAUUCCCGGAGACUCUGCCGGCACUGUCACUGCGUUUUACAUGAACUCCGACACGAACACGGUGCGAGACGAGUUGGACUUUGAAUUCUUGGGAAAUAGGAGCGGGCAGCCAUACACAGUGCAAACCAAUGUGUAUGCGCAUGGCAAGGGUGAUAGGGAGCAAAGGGUCAACCUCUGGUUCGAUCCCGCCACCGACUUCCACACUUACUCCAUUCUCUGGAACCACCAUCAUGUUGUCUUUUACGUGGAUGAAAUACCGAUCAGGGUAUACAAGAACAACGAAGCGAGAGGGAUUCCAUACCCGAAGUUCCAGCCCAUGGGAGUGUACUCCACGCUGUGGGAAGCCGACGACUGGGCGACGAGGGGCGGGCUGGAGAAGAUCGACUGGAGCAAGGCCCCAUUCUACGCCUACUACAAGGACUUUGACAUCGAAGGGUGCCCCGUGCCCGGACCUGGAAGCUGCCCUUCCAACCCCGGAAACUGGUGGGAAGGGGCUUCCUGGCAAGAGCUCAGCGCCGUCGAGGCUCGACGCUACAGAUGGGUUCGCCUGAACCACAUGAUCUACGACUACUGCUCCGAUAAAUCUCGCUACCCGGUUACCCCACCCGAAUGUGUGGCUGGGAUCUAACAUCUCUCUCUCUCUCUCUCUCUAUAUAUAUAUAUAUACAUACAUACAUACAUAUAUAUAUGUGUGUGUAAUUAAGUGCUUGCAUGGAUGUUAAUUUGUACACGCUUUAAUUUACGUGCAUGCCCCUGUAAAGAGCCUCGUCUGUUUGGCAGCCAUGCAUGGAUAUCGGCAUCGAGGGGUAUAGAGGGAAGAACAAGAUGUUUUAUUGUGUAUAGAAAGUGCAUUAAAAUGGAGGUACAUGAUGAUCAUGAUUGUGUCUGUAUUGGCUGCGCAUAUUCUGUGCAAAUAAUGCUUUUGUUUUGCAUGAUUGUAAUAAAAGAAAAUAUAUACUUAUUC